This is a messenger RNA of Copidosoma floridanum, 3290 nucleotides long. It is a transcript of the gene Psa, whose product is annotated as puromycin-sensitive aminopeptidase. Lineage: Eukaryota; Metazoa; Arthropoda; Insecta; Hymenoptera; Encyrtidae. Gene Ontology annotation, molecular function: metalloaminopeptidase activity; peptide binding; zinc ion binding. Gene Ontology annotation, cellular component: membrane; cytoplasm. The record is from RefSeq and is a predicted model, not a curated record. Gene Ontology annotation, biological process: proteolysis; peptide catabolic process.
UGUGGUGCAUGCUAACAAAUUCGUUAAUUAUCAAGUAGGUAAUAAACAUGAUGAGCACCCAAGCGAGGCCUUUUCAGCGGCUACCUGGCAAUGUCAAACCCAUUAACUACAAGACCGAAAUCGAACCCGACAUAGAUACCUUUACUUUCAAUGGUAAACAAGACAUCACUGUUGAGAUCUUGGAAACUACCAAUUCAGUUACCUUCAACUGUAAUGAAAUCGAUAUCAAGUCAGUUGUUUACGUCAACAGUGGUGGUAAAAAUGUUGAGUCCUCAUCCGUCAACGUUGAUGAACAAAACGAGGUGGUCACUGUUACUUUUCCAGAAAGUUUACCCAUUGGAGGAACUGGUGUUCUCCGCAUGGAAUUUCAGGGACACAUUAAUGAUAAGUUGAGGGGUUUCUAUCGCAGUAAAUACACUAGUAUUGAUGGAACUGAAAAAUAUGCAGCAGUCACACAAUUUGAAGCCACAGAUGCACGAAGAUGUUUUCCCUGUUGGGAUGAACCUGCCUUGAGAGCCACAUUUGAUAUUACAUUAGUUGUACCAAAAGAUUUACUGGCCUUAUCAAAUAUGCCUGUCAAAUCGAGCACACCAGUUGCCUCAUCAAAUAAGAUUUGUCAUGUAUUUGACACUACACCAAUAAUGUCAACAUAUUUAGUGGCCAUGAUUGUUGGAGAGUUUGAUUACAUCCAAGAAUACGAUUCAGAUGGUGUUUGUGUGCGAGUAUACACUCCAAAAGGAAAAACCGAACAAGGUGUAUUUGCUCUUCAUGUAGCCUCCAAAGUACUUCCUUACUGCAAGUCAUACUUUGGAAUACCAUAUCCAUUGCCGAAAAUGGAUUUGAUCGCGAUUCCAGAUUUCGCAGCUGGAGCUAUGGAGAAUUGGGGAUUAGUUACUUACCGUGAAACUCGUCUUCUUGUUGAUCCUGACAAUACUUCAGCAGUCUCCCGGCAGCAUGUGGCCUUAUCCAUUAGCCACGAGCUAGCUCACCAAUGGUUUGGUAAUCUUGUUACCAUGGAAUGGUGGACACACUUGUGGCUGAAGGAAGGGUAUGCUUCAUUCCUUGAGUUUUUGUGUGUGGACCUUCUCUUUCCAGAAUACGACAUUUGGACGCAAUUCGUCACCGACAUGUACACCACAGCAUUAGAAUUGGAUGCUCUUAAGAAUAGUCAUGCCAUUGAAGUGCCAGUUGGCCAUCCCGAUGAAAUAGAUGAAAUUUUCGAUGACAUUUCGUAUAAUAAAGGUGCAUGCGUCAUUAGAAUGUUGCACUCUUAUAUUGGGGAUGAUUGUUUCAGAAAGGGCAUGGCUCUUUAUUUGAAGAGACACAUGUAUGCUCAUGCCAAAACAGAAGAUUUGUGGCUUGCUCUUGAAGAAAGUAGCAACAAGUCAAUUCGCCAUGUGAUGUCAAGUUGGACAAAGCAGCAAGGUUUUCCCCUUCUCACAGUCUCCGAAAAAUCCUGUGAUGGAAAUAAACGGGUACUGAGCAUUUCACAAGAAAGGUUUUUAGCAGACGGCUCUGUAGAUGCAAAUAACAGCUUGUGGGUCAUUCCCAUAGCAAUAAGCUGUUCUGACAAUCCGGACAAAGUUAUAAAGAAUGAAAUCAUGGAGACUAAGACAAAGGACAUAGAAAUUGAAGGUGUAGCUCAAAGUGCCUGGAUUAAGGUGAAUCCUGGAGCAGUUGGCGUGUACAGAACGCUGUACAGUAAUCAAUUGCUGGAAAGCUUAUUGCCUGCCAUUGAAAAUCAAAGUCUACCACCUUUGGAUCGUCUUAAUUUAUUGAAUGACUUGUUUGCAUUGUCACAGGCCGGAAAAGUUUCAUCUAGUCAAAUACUAAAACUGUUAAAAGCAUUUAAAAGUGAAAACAAUUGUACAGUGUGGACCAGUAUUAGAAAUUGUUUAAGCAAAUUUAGCGUUCUUUUGGCCCAUUUAGAUGUUUACUCAAAGUACAAAUCGUUUGGAAGAUCACUUCUACAGGAUAUUCAUGAUUAUUUAGGAUGGGAUACAAAGGACAAUGAAAACCAUUUGGAUACCUUACUUAGAUCUCUAGUUCUAGGCCGCUUAGUGGCUUUUGAAGAUGAAGCUGUCAUAGCGGAAGCCAAUCGACGCUUUGAAGCUCACAUCUUUGGCAAAGCUAUUUUACCUGCCGAUCUUCGAAAUUGUGUUUACAGGGCGGUAUUCGCUAGUGGAGGCCCUGACAUGUUUGAAACGUUUGUGAAGUUGUAUCACGAAGCCGACUUGCACGAAGAAAAGGUCAGAAUUCUUUGUGCCCUCGGCGCGACGAACGACAAGGAUAUGCUAAAACGCGUACUUGAGUUCUCGAUAAGCGACGAGGUAAAACAUCAGGACAUGCCAAUGGUUAUAAUGUCUGUUUCAAGCUCCUAUGAAGGCCGUGUUAUCGCGUGGAAGUUUUUGAAGGAAAACUAUAGCCUAUUGACCGAGCGCUACAAGAGCAUUUCCCUGCUCGCGGCAAUCGUCAAGUGCACCUCCGAAAAAUUUGCCGAAGAGAGCUAUGCUCAAGAAAUCGAGCAAUUUUUCAAAGCCAACCCUACCAAGGGAAUUGAAAGAACUGUGCAGCAGAGUAUCGAGAACAUUAAACUGAAUGUUGCUUGGUUGAAAAGAGACGAGAAGGCUAUACGCGAUUUUUUAGAUAAUAUUGAUUAGAGACUUUUGGAAUGUUGAAUGUUGGAACUUUUUAUCAUUUAUGAGAAUUUUGAUGAGUCGAAAAAUUUUAUCAUCUAAAAACAUUUGCAUUGGAUAACUUGAACGAAAAUUUUUAAAAGACUGUAGAUUUUUUUUUAGAUUGCCGUAAUUAAGUCAAUUUUAUAUUGAGCAUAAACAACUAAGAACUAGCACAAACGAAUCAGUAGAACUCAAACAAAAUGUUGGUACUUGUAUGGAAACUCGACAAAUGUUUUAUUCAUACACAAUCGUUCAUUGAAGCCAUGCCAUGAUAUACUACGCGAGGUGUCCUACUGUUGGAAUAACAACAUUAAUUAUACCAUUUGAAAUGACUGAAAAAAAUCAGAGCAAAAAGUGCAACAUUUAUGGAUGUGAUUUUGUAUACUUUUGUGAUCAAAACAAAUUAAAUUUAAUGAUCUGUAUUGAUACUUUUUAACAAGCAAAUUUGUAAACUGGUACAUAAAGAGUGCAGCCGGUGUUCGAAGUUAUUAGUACCAACGUUAAACGAUUCAUUUGUUCCUAAAAAUGUUUGUAUUCAGUGAGUGAGAGAUGACUAGUAUUUUCAUAAACUUAGUGUGUUGAAAAAGCAUUUCCUUCAAAAGAAAUUUUUUG